AGGCUUUAUGUGGCAACAUCACGUCAACUACAACGUCUGGAGUCAAUCAGUAGAUCACCAAUUUAUUCCCAUUUCUUUGAAACUAUCAAUGGUGUUAGUACAAUACGAGCGUUUGGCGUACAACAACGCUUCAUCUCGUUAAAUGAUGUGAAUGUGGACGAAAAUUCUAUGGUGAAAUAUCCAGUCAUUCUGAUACACAGGUAUAGAAUGAUAACGGUUUUUGUUAUAGAUUUAAGGCUUUUUUAUUUCUACCCAUGCACCUAUAUACGGGUGCCUAUUAGCGAUAAUGCAACCCUUGUGGUUGUUUGAGCACUCUGACCCCAUUAUACACUCCCCGUUGUACCACAUGCCUUGGUGAGAGCAAGUUCAUGUGAUAUAAAUACGAAUGUCUCACAUCGUAUCUAGACGUGUACCAAGCUGCACUGCACGAAUGCAUCUAGACGUGUACCAAGCUGCACUGACGAGACGUAGAACGCCGAAACAUGCGUGUCUGCACUCUGCAGGUUAUACUAUCAAUCAAUUAACGCUUUAAGCAUUCGAGUUAAGCCCCGCGUGUAUACUCGCAAAAUCAUUCGCAUAUUUAUAAGAUUUUAUAAAUAGAGGAAUUUUAUAAAUAAAACAAAACAACAUAUAGAGUCGCGUUGAGGUUGUACGAAGGCUAGUAGUAGUAAUAUAGGUACCGUUCGACCCUUAUUUUUGAGGGUGCGUAAGGGUGCGUAAGGGUGCGCUAAUUAAUAUUCAUACAAAUGAGGGUGCGUAAGGAUGUUGAGGGUGCGCUAAUUAAUACUCGUACAAAUGAGGGUGCGUAGUGACGUCACUCAUUAACAUACGUCAUAAUUAUAUGCAAUGACGUCACGCGGGCGAGCUUAAACACGAUCGGGCGAAACUUGCUGACUACGCAUUUUUUAGCGUCCCCCACGUUUAUGAUACAAUUGAGAGAUUAAGAUUGGUUUGCUAUGAUUGGUUGUUUGAUUUAACGAGCGUCUGUAUAAAAUCGACAAGCGUCUUGUAACAAGCAUAGUUCUGCAUUAGUUCUACAUCAGUCAUGGAGUGUCUACACGGAAAAGCUGCUGCCUCUACAACUACAAACAAUGGUACAUUUUGGUUUUGUGGGGAAAAACCAAGCUGUGAGUUCUUUUGCCCGGACGAAAAUUGUUAUAUGUAUACGAGAGCUGUAGCUGCGUUUCGUGCAAGUGGUUCUAUACAUCCCGUAUGUCCUACACAUCAGAAAUAUGCCAAGUUAUGUGUGGUCAAAGACACAAUGAAAGAUAACUACGGACGACCCUUCUUCGUAUGUUCUGAGCGAAAGAAUCCCUGCAAGUUCUGGCAAUGGGGAGACGUGUUCGAAGGUCCAAGACCGUUAUGUCAACAUGGAAUGGUGUGCUGUGAACGAAAAGUCAAGAAAGAUGGUCCGAAUCAAAACCGUCUGUUUUACUGCUGUCCGAAGGACGACUCUUGUGGUUUCUUCGAAUGGAAGCAACAAGGCCCUCGGGUGACCAACACUGGCAUCGUGCUCUUCAGUAAUCCACUACAAUACCAGUACAUGAUUGAAGAAACAGGAGAGACAUUUAAUAGUUCUAAAUCUAACACUAAGGAGGCCUAUGAUGAAUUUCGUAGAUUUGGUUUAACAAGUGAACUUGAUAAAAUAGACCUCUUGUAA
Messenger RNA from Paramuricea clavata, 1660 nucleotides. The record is from the annotation of a GenBank genome assembly. NCBI's taxonomy places the organism in Eukaryota, Metazoa, Cnidaria, Anthozoa, Malacalcyonacea, Plexauridae.